Messenger RNA from Ostrea edulis (European flat oyster), 903 nucleotides. RefSeq lists its product as uncharacterized. The record is from RefSeq and is a predicted model, not a curated record. Bases 1 to 903 code for a protein of 300 amino acids. The transcript has a single exon. NCBI's taxonomy places the organism in Eukaryota, Metazoa, Mollusca, Bivalvia, Ostreida, Ostreidae.
AUGACAAGAGAACCAAAAUUUUACACUGGUUUUCCUAACUUUUCUACAUUGAAAAAUUUGUUUGCUGUUGCAUCCAAGGUUAAACUGCGGAAAACAAAGCCGCAACAAGAGAAUGAACUGCUGCUAACGUUAGUGAGGUUGAGAAGGAAUUUGGCUAUGGACGACCUCGCCUAUCGAUUCAACAUCAGCCAGUCUUCUGUCACAAACAUUUUCCACUCGUGGUUAGAUGCAUUGUACCAAAGUUUAGGUGGACUUGUGUGGCCGGAAACUGAUCUCUGCCAGCUACCAACAGUGUUUCAGAACAAUGUGUUCAAGAAAGUUAAGUGCAUCAUUGACUGCACUGAAAUUUUCAUCGAAAGACCUUCAAAACUAAAGGCCCGUGCCCAGACAUAUUCCAACUAUAAACGUCAUAACAUAAUCAAGAUACUUGUUGGAGCAAGUCCAACUGGAUGUGUCACAUUCCUAUCAACAUGUUGGGGAGGCCCGGUCAGUGACAGACAUAUUACAGUUAAGUCAGGUAUAUUGGACAAACGUUUACCAGACGAUGUUGUGCUUGCAGAUCGAGGGUUCCCAAUGACUGAAGACUUUGCCCUAAAGGGAGCCAAACUCAUUGUGCCAUCCUUCACCAAGGGGAAAAGGCAGUUAUCUAAAGAAGAAGUUGAAACUUCUAGGAUGAUGUCAAGGGCCAGAAUACAUACUGAGAGAGUUAUUGGGCGCCUUAAGCAUUUUGAAAUUAUCAAAGGACCUCUACAAAUAAUUCUGGUGAACAAGAGACACAGCAGUGUCAUUCCUGCUGGUGACAAGAUUAUACCUGUGGUUGCUGCUGUAGUGAACACAAAUGCCUGGGGCUAUUCUGUAAGACAACAAUCAACAAGUGUGAAUGUCAAACCCAUUCUAAGUUAA